GGACCCAGAAUGAUGUGAAAUUGUGCUUCGUGCAACAUAAUUCUGGGUGCCAUUUAAAAACCAUAAGUGCUAAUGACUCCAUUCCUUUUUGUGGUUGUAGGGGCUGUUGAUUGGAGUACACUAAAACAAACCUGAUCUCUCUAGGACAUUCAGAAGCCAAGUUAUAAUAUGGUUCCCUCCCCUCAGCGGCAGCUCGGCGCAUCUGUGACCGCUGCAGCGCUUGUCUGCUGCGCGGGCUGCCGGCUUGUGGAGCUCUCGGGAGACCUCUGUGUUCCUCCCGGUUUUACCCAGCGGUCAGCUCAGCGCAUCUCUUACUCAGAAGCUCCAGUGUUAUGCACAGUUAACUCCGGUUUUAGCUAGGUAGGUACCUCCAUUAGCUUAGCUCCCACCUCGGCAUUAGCUUUGGGUUAGCUUGUAGCUACAUCGGAUUAGUUCGACGGGUGUCGUCAUUUGAUCCUAGCCUUACAGCCCCACCCUCAGCUCCACGUCUUUUUCUUUUGGGAAUUGUCUGGGUGUGAUGGAACCUGUGACACGGUCAAAAUGGCGGUGGUGGCCACCUCCCAUUUUGGCUUAAAAACUUAUUAUUGGAGCCUAUGGAAACAAAUUGUCCAGUAUUUAUGUCGAUGUUUUAAAAUGAACUAGAAAAUGUCUGAACAAACGUUUAAGAGUGCAAAUGUGGUUAAAUGUCCUUGUAAGGGCUGACACAGCAACAUUACAUUUAGGCCUAAGGAAACGGCAACAUUCACUAUUUCACAUUUUUACAGCACCUGUGAGACAGACCCCCAAACGGAUGAAAGCAGGGUUAUUGUUGAAAAGUAAAAGGAGUAACUACAAACCUGGAGAGCAUUGAUGUUAGGAGGACCUGUUGGUCACACACGUGAAUGUUUGUUUGUCCACAGCGUUUUGUGUAAAGAUACGAGUUAUAAUGAAAAAAAACUUUCUAAAUAUGUUUUAAAUUCUAUAAGUCCUGAAACCCUGGGAGGGUUUAUUAGCCUGGCAAGAAAUCUUAUACAGUAUAUGUGAAUAUAUGUGAUGACCACGACCCAUAGACAGAGCUCAGUCAAGGGCCGGAGUCUAUGGUUGUCUUUCAAACUGUCUCCGUAUGUAUUGAACAGUUCUAGGAUCAAUCAGAGCAACAAACAAUGUGAUGUACUCAUUGCUACAGAAAUCAGUCAAUGGUGUAGUCUACUAUACACCAUUGAAGAAGAAGAAUGCAUUCUUAUUCAAAUAAAGGACUUAAGUACUUCUAUCUGAAAAGCCCAAGUCUAAAUUGUCCAAAGUUGUCAAAGCUGUUUCAAAUGAGCACCAUUCCUGACCCGACUCAAACUUUGUAAUUAAUAUCCAUUCCAACUUUGGCGCUAAGCCCGCCCAAGACCUCUCUACAAACAUAGAGCACUGUGACUGGCCUGGCUUAAAUGUUGUUCAAGCUAAUGGUAGACCUGCUCAGGUGACUAGAUCGACCUGCAUAGCUACUGCAACGGAUGGCCUAGAUUUCCUGACUAAGGGUUCAUGAGAAAACUGGCAUAUUAGAGGGAAAAUAGACAAAAAUACCCCAUUUUGAUGUAUAGUUUGUGUACUAAAGAGUAAUAUUCAGUCAUGUGAAGUCCAGCUUCCUGUAACCAGUUUAGACUUUGUGUAAUUUCUCCACAGUGAAGUCCACCUCAGCUCCAAAUGGGGUGGAGUUUUCACCUGUUACACCACAGUCUCAUUGUUGUCUAUUUUUUUUUCUUUCGUCAACACUGUCUAAAAUAGACCAGAACCUGAUGGAACCUCAUGUUUCGAUGUAUAAUUUGAACAUUUUGCCUAAAAGCUGCAGGGUGUGAGGAUGGCCAAGCGUAUCAGGAUAAUUGUGACCAGAAUAGUAAGGAAGACGCUUCAGUGUUUAUGCAUAAACCUAAAACCACAGCAUCGUCCUGUUCAAAAUGUCAGCUUUUACAAAUGUGUGAGUGAUGGUUUCAGUUGUUGCACUCGUCCCUGCUGCCACAGGUGCAAAUCUACGACUGUGGAAACCCUCAGCCACACAAACACAGGUUAUGUAUCCUCUACUCAGUCUAAUUCACCUAGUCUCUGCCUCUGCUUUGCUCUGGUGUUUAUGAAUAAUAGAACAACCUUUAGCUGUUGACUCACAUGCCAGCAGCGAAUGUGGCACACUCUAAGUUGGCCGAUGAGGUCGGUUUUGUUAGGGUGACUCAGACGGAAGCCUGGAGAUCCACAGUUGCAACAGCAGCAGUAAAACUCAAAGCUGCAGGCUAGACUUUGCCUUGUCCUUUUAUCUGAUUGGAUAAACUGAUGUGACUUCUGUAUGACGACAGGUGUCUGAUUCUGAAUCUUCCUAACGUGCUAAUUGGUCUUAACUGAAUUUGAACUAGAGGGUUUAGUUUAGUUUUUUGUGUUCAUUAAGAAAUGAGCAAACAAGGCAAAAAGACUGAAUUGUGAGAACUCAUCCUUUUAAACCCUUUAUUUCUCAUGUAACGUAAUAUGUGUUCUUGAUUUUGCAACUACAAGUUACUUGUAUUAAAAAAUAGAAAGCUGUGACCCGAUUGGGCUGAGUAUAAUAAAAACCUGACACUCAGGCAAAUUAACAGGCAGGCUUUUAUUAGAUGCUACACUCUGCAGUAUCAGAAAGAGGAGAUAUAGGCCGUUUCUCAAUGCCAACGUACGUUGGACGUUCUUGGCAAGUACAGCAGAAAGUAUGUUUUCUUUAUUCUACGGUUAAACAAUGAAAAUUUUACUAUGAAAAUGAAAAUAAAAAUUCUAGUUUAUCCUUUAAAUAACAAAAUAAAAAUCAAAACAUUUAUUUUGUAUAAGAUUUGGUCCACUUUUGAUCAAAACUGAUAAAAUACCAGCUUAUUUGCUUUUGUGGUAUUGUCAGAAAAAAACACAGCAAAAUUUACAGGUUACACUCAAUUUUAUACAACAGACCACCUUUUUAUUUAUUUAUUUAGACUUAAUCUUUUUUUUUAUAUAAAACACUACAGUUGUGAGAUAUAAGGCCUUUUCUGUUUGGGGUUUGCAGAAGAAUGCGUUGAUGCAUCCUCGAUACAAUGGCCGGAGCAAGAAAACAUCCAGAAACUUUGAGCGUUCUUCAUACGCACUUAGGAUUGGAACGGUACUUAGGCCAACGUUGAUGACGUUUCACAAGUCCAUGAGAACACAAGUUCAGACAAUUGUGCAUACUGCGAAAUGUCCACGAAGAAAGAAGAGAAGGAAGGAAGAGGUGUGGAAACUUCACAGAGUAAAACUCUUUAGCACAGGAUUUAGUUUACAGAAAAUACCUUCAUUCAUGAACUCAUCCUCUCUAUGUAUGUAUGUAUGUAUGUAUGUAGCUUCUUGUUUAGGAGUAGACCAGUUGUAGAAAAGUCCUGGUUUCUCUCUAAAUAAAACAAGAGGUUAGGAUGUUUUUAACAGUAAAAUGAUUUUCAGAUGUUUGGAUUAUGUAACAGAGCUGUCACCCCCUGGGAAAACACCAACCAGUCCUUCUCUUAUUCAGCUUUAUUUUUAAGUUGCUUUUCCUAUGAGCUUUUCUCUUAAAACAAUUAGUUUGACUACUUCUACUUCCAUGAUGGCCGCCAGGCUAAUCGCCAGUUGUGACUUUAUUAAUAAGAGUCUCUAAUGAAUUUCUUCAACAUUAACUUUAGGUCGCACCCUCUCACCUGGAAAUAGUCAAAGUAAAUCCUAAUAGUAGUUUUACUGUAGUUGUUGAAACAUUUAAAGGUGUGGUACACUGACAUUUUUUUAAUGAUUAUUUCUGAUUAUAAUCCAUCACUGAGUUGAAAAUAGUCUCCUACACCCAUCUCCUGCGUUAGCUGAUAGAAAAUAGACAGUGAAACUCUAGGAUUUGAAAAUCCUGACAACAGUUCGGCUAGUAGAAGCUAACCGUUAGCAUUAACAGCUUCAUUACACAGAAACACACCUCUAGACUUGUGUUAUUUGCAGAGAUAAAACAUCCACUUUGCAAGUCAGGGGUAGAGUCAUGUUGCUGUUAUCCAAUCUAAGGCAUGUUGUCCAAAUAUCCGGAAGAAUCCAUGUCCUACUGGCACAAGUACAGGCUGUAAUUAACUGUAAAGGAUUUGCAACCAAGUAUUGAAAUGUGUAAGUUUGAUUUAUGGUUCUUAUUCUGUCCCAUUACUUUUGGUCCCUUAACAAGUGAGAGGCACAUAUGCAAACUGUUAAAUAAAAGCUGAGGGUCUGCAGUUAAAGCACAUCUUGUUUGUUUCAUCUGAUAUCCAUUGUGGUGGUGUAUAGAGCCAAAAAUGUUAGCAUUGUGUCGAUGUCCCAAUAUUUACGGGCCUGACUGUAUAUCUGCUGUACCAAAAAGACUUGCAAUGACUUCAUCUCUAAAGAGAGAGUUGGUGUGCAAGCCUCCUGCAGUCCAUUUACCUCUUAGUACAAACAGGGACUUCAGAAAGUGAUUAAGUGCAGCUUCACAGUUGGCUUGUUUACAUUUCGUCCUGGUUUCCACAUCCCCUCCACGUAAUUGCACACAUGUUGCCAUGGACCCCCAAGUGUCUUCAGUGACAUCAGCAGUGCUUGAUAACAUCCAAAUAGUUUACCUGAUUUUGUUUGCAGUUCAGGAAUGUUAACAGAUAGCUUCUGAGAAGUCCUAGUCUGAUGUCGCUGUUGAUCAUCAGCUAAACGUAGGGAGUGUUGGUGAAUUCCACAGCAGACAGGGGGACCAGGGAGUCAUUUCAAAAGUCGUCGUCGUCUUCCUCCGCUUAUCUGGGUCUGGGUCGCGGGGGCAGCAUCCCAACUAGGGAGCUCCAGACUGUCCUCUCCCGGGCCUUCUCCACCAGCUCCUCCGGCAGGACUCCAAGGCGUUCCCGGACCAGAUUGAAGAUUUAACCUCUCCAACGUGUCCUGGGUCGACCCGGGGGCCUCCUGCCGGCAGGACAUGCCCGAAACACCUCCCUGGGGAGGCAUUUCAAAAGUAAAAAAUAAAAAAUACUUUCUGCUCUUGAGCCUGGAAUGCUAAUGGUUUGUCUGACCUGUGGUGAACUGACACAAAGUUGGUUUCUUUUGGGCUCUUCUAGUUAGUUCAUUCUUUAAAUAUUUCCUGCUGAUUAAGUGAUGCGAUACCUUAUCAGAACCCAUCACAUCCCGGAGAAACUUGAGCACAUUUCUGCGUGGUGACAGUUUCUUUAAGGUUAUUUACAACAUGUUUUAGUUUCUUAUCAUUUUUAUAGAUUGAUCAUGAUGUUGAAAAUUGCAUGAUGCAUCCAUUUUUGAUACAGGUUGUUAUGUAAGCAUAUUAAAACAAAGUUAAAACCUUCCUUGAUAUAAUAUCGCAGGAACAAAUAUGAUAUAUUGCUAUAUCUAUAUUUCUUACAUCUCUAGAGGAGCAUGGCCUUUUGUGAUCUAAAGUAAAAAGUACCUUUGCAAAAGCAUUUAACCCUCUGGAGGCAGGCGUUGCAAAUUUGCAACGCUAAAACCUACCUACCUGGUUACUCCACAUAUGUAUUUCAUGAGCAUUUUUAACUCAGAAGUACCUGAAGGACUUAGUUGUUCGUCCUUUUAUCAAAACUUAUUUUGAGCCUGAGAGGGUUAAAGGUCAUCCUAAACAGUCACUGACAGUUUCAGGACAUUUAGCUCUGAAGAGUGCUAAUCAUUACAUCGGACCUUACUGAAGAAGCUUUAUUGAGUCUGUGGAAAUCACCAACUGUUGUGGAUGAUUUCUUUUCCUUUUACAUUUUCUCGGAAAUGCUUUGAACGAUAGAGGAAAACUUAAAUAACUGUCAGGGGUUAAACAAUGUUCCAGGAAUGUUCUUGAUGCCUGAAUGACGGCACCUUGUUUUAUCUUUUAAAGGUUAAAACAAUCUCUCAUCUGUUGGCUGAUACCGUAACUGUCCAUGAGGACAUCCAGCAUUCAGAAACGUUCUUCGGGAACACAUUUUGUGUUUUCUGUGCAUGCAGCCUUUUUCUAACUGCACAGAAAAGCCGUCCUGACAAAUAAGUACAGAGAUAGACCGGCUCCAUUUAGUACUACACUUGAAUCUAUUAUAUUUUUUGAGCACAUAUUAAUUUACAAUAUAUUGUGUCAAUCCAAUGACUGUUGUGAGUUUGGUUACACACAAACAGACACUCGGUGAGAUAAACUGGACUCAGGUUCUGCUGAUCCGUAGGGGAAGCUUGAUAAAUAGUGAGAAAAUUUUUACUAACCCUAAAACCAUAAACACCAACCGUCCAAUUCUGCUUCAGUCAGACAAGCAAAGUUAUCUGAUUAACUGGAGAUGAAUUAUACAUCCCUGUGAAACUGGCCCUGUAUUUGUUAGGGCUUUUUACAUUCAAAUGAAUGACAAAAUAAAUUUGUGGGAUUUUUGGAUGACUGUCUGAAUACUAGGGAUGUAAGAAAAUGUCAAUUAUGGCAAUAUAUCGUGAUAUUUCCCCCAACGAUAUAUCAAUAUUCAAAAGUAGUGUUUCGAAAAUAUCGAUAUCGCAAUAUAUCGUGAUAUUUUCCCCAGCGAUGUUAUAUCGAUAUUCAAAAGCAGUGUAUCGAAAAUAUCAAUAUCGCAAUAUAUUGUGAUAUUUUUUCUUGCAAAAAUGUAUCGAUAUUCAAAAGUCGUGUAUCUAAUUUUUGGAAGAAUUUACAUGGAAACAUUUGUGUAUUUUCUUUUCUUGUGGUACAGUUCAAAUGCCGACCACUAGUUGGCAGCAGUGUGUAAUGGGUUUUGUUUCUACCAUUGAAAUGUAAAUCCCUCUGUUAUGGUUAAACAUGUUAAGUAUCAGUUUGGACUGUUUAUUGAAUUUUCCUGUAAUAAAUUUAGUCAAAAAAAUCGCCAAUAUCGUCUGAAUGUAUUGCAAUAUAUCGUGAUAUAUUGCAUCAUCUCCCCUGUAUCGUAAUACGUAUUGUAUCGCCAGAAUUUCACCAAUACACAUCCCAAAUCUGAAUACGUUAAGUUUGUAAAAAGGCUGCUAUCGGGACCUGUGACCACCAGUAGGUGGCACUUGCUAUGUUUUGGUUUAUUGUACAGGUGUUUGUUUUGUUUGAAUGUUUAGAGAGAGAGUGUGUGUGUGUGUGUGUGUGUGUGUGUGUGUGUGUGUGUUGAUCAGUUACAACAGAAAACACAUUUUCUGUAAUAAAAGCCUUUCUUUUUCCACUUAUAAGUUCAGAAACCCUCAGGGACCAUUUUAACAGAAUAUGAAGUUUUGUUUUAGCCUCUUUUAGCUUUGUUUUUGUUCCUUGUUAUGUUUGACAGAGAUUACUUGAUGAACACUUAAAUGUUGAUUUUAAUUUUUCUAAUAGAUUAAAUACACCCUUUUCCUGUCCUGACAUGCCCCUAAUUAAACCUUGAGGGUGUUUGUUGUCCCUGUGCUUCCUGUCCUGACUAAAUCAUAACACAGGUGGACUUAAAUCUCACACUCCUAGGAGACUGUAAUUGUAGUAGCAGACAGUGUUUGUUUAAGGUGUUGUCCCAUGUGUCACCUGUAGGAUGAAAGUGUGUUGUACGAGUCAUACUUGGUAGGCAUUUUCUCUCUGCUGUUUAUGCGGUAAAGGAAUCUAAAGAGGCCAUGUGCUGUUUUUCUGUCUUAUAUUGUAUCAAACGUUGCUUUAAUACAGUGAGGCCUAACCUUUUCCUGUGAGUCUGUGGACUGUGGUGUGUGUGUGUGCCUCAAAGUAACAUUACCCUGCAACUGCACAGGUGAUACUGAGCUGAAUAUAGCCCACUUAUGACCAGCUGGCCUAGCUAUUUAAAACCAGACCAGAGGAGGGGUCCCGGGUGGUGUUCACCAGCAAUGUACAGGAGACUCGGAUAAAGUUGUGAUGCAUCAGAGUUUAACCUUUUGGACUCCGUCGUACCUAAAAAUGCUCCACCUUUACAUAAAAGCAGACCUUCAACAGACUUUUGUUGAUGACUGGAUGUUAAUGUGUUACUGAGAUGAACUGAUUAAGGUGGAUGAGGUCAUGAUUUCAAAUGUUUACUGCUUGUCCAAUAAAAGCUGCUCGUGAUCGGACUGAGUCACCGUUUGUCAAAGGAAGCCUUUGUUUUAGCACACCUUGUGUGUGUUGCUGCUGUGAUUUCAGGUCUGUGUGGUGUGUCUGUGCUCAACAGGAGGAGGUUUGUGUGUGGCAGCCCCCCUGAGCUUGUAACUUAAUGAAUGACAACAGCUGAGCAGGAGAACUUUAUCAGCAACACUUGGUGUGUGUGUGUGUGAGAGUGAGUGAGAGAAUGAGAGAGAGAGAUUCAGGAGGAGUUGCAACCAAAGCGGUCUUGCCGGGGACACUCUAGUUGAGUUCACUGCCGUCUUGUCUUCCUCAGCCGGUGGCCUCUUUUCCGUUUGCUCUGCUCAGCCUCUCUCGUCCUUUUUGUCCACAACUUGCUCUUUAGAUCCCUUAAACCCGGCUCUUUGAGAAACUGCAGAACGGUGCUGUCGUGACUUGCCGGCUGCUACUGCAAGGAAAAGAGAUCUGAAGGAAGAAGAGAGGGAGAGAAGCUGAGACAGAAUAAUCGAUCACCCGGUUCAGAGGAGACUGAGAGGAGAGGAGAAGAGCCUCGGCAGGACCAGUGUUUUAUCCGAGCAGUUAGAAGUUUAUAGGAGACAUCCACCGACUGUGAGUCCUCUAAAGUGUUGGAAUUCUGUCCCUUUGACUUCAAGGGCAUCAAGAUUUCGGGACAUCUGACACAUUGAGGACUCCUCCUGCCAAUGCACUCAACAUCAGGGACUUUACAAGAGGACCUCUUUUAAAUCCAAUUUUCAAUGCUUAAUGAAUAAUAGAUCUCCAGCCUGAAUGAUAAUGCUGGACACCAACCACUGCCUGUCCUUUGAACCCUCCCCCUUGGGCUCUCCCCCAAUGGCAGACGACAUAGACAAGGCUGACCUGAAGAUGGAUCAUGACAGACUUGUCUAUCACAGCCUGAAAGAAGUCCUCCAGCUCAAGCUUCAGCAGAGACGCACACGAGAGGAGCUGGUCAGUCAAGGGAUCAUGCCACCUCUGAAGAGCCCUGCAGCUUUUCAUGAACAGCGGAGGAGUCUGGAGCGAGCAAGGACUGAGGACUACCUUAAGAGGAAGAUCCGGUGUCGUCCGGAGCGCUCUGAGCUGGUCAGGAUGCACAUUCUUGAGGAGACGUCAGCAGAGCCGUCCCUGCAGGCCAAGCAGCUGAAGUUGAAGCGAGCGCGGCUGGCCGACGACCUCAACGACAAAAUCUCUCACAGACCGGGUCCAAUCGAACUGGUCCACAAGAACAUCCUGUCUGUCAGCUGCCCCCUGCAGCACUCACCGCUGGAUUCUCCGAAAGGCGCUGGGGGGGAGAGCUCGUCUUUAGACGAAGACAGCAGUGAUGCUCUGUCUCCAGACCAGCUAACCAAUCACGACUCUCCCCUGAGUGUCGCCACUCAGCUGUCCCCAUCCGACGGGCUCACCCAGAACGGGGACAUCUCUCCCACACAGUUUCUUACACAGCCUCCUCCUCUUCCUCCUCCUCCUCCUCCACUUCCCCAUGUCAGCAUGUCCGAGACCACCUCCUCUCUCCCAAAAAUAACCAACGGGACCACGAUGACCUCCGUGUCUUCCCGCUCCUCCGUGGGACAGGUCAAGUCUCAGGCGAAGACGAGUCUGGACCGUCACCCACAAAGAUCUAAAAAACCAAAGGACAGCAAGCCGAAGGUGAAGAAGCUGAAGUACCACCAGUACAUCCCCCCAGACCAGAAGGCAGAUAAGGAGCGUCCUCCUCAGAUGGACUCCUCCUAUGCCAAGCUGCUCCACCAGCAGCAGCUCUUCCUGCAACUGCAGAUCCUCAGUCACCAACAGCAUCACUACAACUACCACACCAUACUGCCUGCCCCCCCUAAACCACAAGCUGAGCAGCCUCCCACCACCAGCUCUGGCCCCUCCCCCUCCCGCUGCGCUCACAACACCACGACCACAGCCCCCUCCGGUCAGACCCCGACUUCUCGCCAGAGCCAGAUCGCAGUGGGAGGAGCCAAACCGGCCACUCUACCAGCCAAUCUGGAUGAGUUCAAAGUCGCUGAGUUAAAGCAAGAACUGAAACUGCGUGGUUUGACCGUCUCAGGAACAAAGAACGAUCUAAUCGAGAGGCUCCGCAACUACCAGGAACAAAAUCUCAGCAACGCAUCGGCUCUGAAAAACAACAGCCCAUCUCCGUUAGGUCAGCAGGGCUUUACCUCGGCUGCUAACACCAGCGCUUCAUCUCCGAGCUUCGUCCCCGAGCAGCCGCCCGCAGAGGGAGGGCUCAAGCUAGCUCUGUCCUCGUUGGCUCAGGCGGUUCCGGGUCGGGUCAUGAGGUUUGGGAGCACCAGCUCCAGCCCUCCGGUGUCACCAACGCCGUCGGAGCGGUCACUGGCUGGGCUGAGUCCAGAUGAGACGAGCUGCAAUGGAGAUAUUUUUGGAGAGAUGGUUAGCUCUCCACUCACCCAGCUCACCCUCCACCACUCCCCUCAGCACCCGCCAAACGUUUCUCCUCUCUCCCAGCCUUUCUCUGUUGUCAAGGAGGAGAUUCAGAGCUCCUGCAGCAUGUCCAGGAGUUCAUCUGGACCUGUCCAGCCCAAAGACUCCCUACAUGGAGUCUCCAUGGACAUAUCCUUUAUGGACAAAGACCAGAUGCUCCAGGAGAAGGACAAACAGAUUGAGGAGUUAACCCGGAUGCUGAGGCAGAAGCAGAGGCUAGUGGAGACUCUGAGGUCACAGCUGGAGCAAGGCAAGAUGGCAGGUGGUGUGGUGGUGAAGAAAGAAGGAAAUGAGAAGAGCAGAACAUCCCCAGAGGUUAAGCUCCAGACUCUAAUAAAAGCCUCAGCCAUUCAACCCCCCGUGCUCCCUAAUGGCACCGUGCUGAUGGUGAAGGAGGAAGUGCAGCCUGAGAAAGGGAUGGAGGGGGUAACGGAAGAGGCUGAAUUGAAGAAGCCGCCCCAACCCAUGCAGUGCUCUCAGGAGACUCUGCUGAGGCUGCAGCAGAUCCAUCGGCUGCAGCUCCAAGCUGAGCAACAGAAACAACAGCACGGCCAGCUGCAGAAAAACACAGAGGUCAAAACAAACCCCCAAAAACAGCAGCAGAAGAAGAGGGAGGCCCAGAUCCUGCUCCACCAGCAGCAGCAGCUGCAGCAGCUCAUCAUCCAGCAGACCCAACAGAAGCAGCUCCAGGCCCAGCAGAAGUUAGCACAGCAAAAGCUUGCACAGCACAAGUUAGUCCAGCAAAAUCAGGCCAAACAAGCCCAAGAUGUCCAGUCUCAGCAGAAGAACCAGGUCCAGCUAAAGCAGGUGCAGGUGCAGAUCCAGAACCAGACGGUGACGAGCCAGAAGCCUGCAGUGAGCCAGACCCAGCUGAGGAAACAGCUGAGGGCUCAGCAGAGGCAGCAGCAGAGGCAGCAGCUGAAACAGGCAGCAGCAGCAGCCACGCAGCAGGUGACUCCAGCCAUCAACCAACAGAACGGCACUCCUCUCCACACUCAAGCCAUUUCCUUAGACCUUAAGGCCAAUGGCACCCCAACACUGGUCACCGACAGCAACGGCAAUCACUACCUGAUUGCUCUGACCAGUAACAACUCAGACAGGCCAAACAGAGUCUCCUCACUGGCCAAAAUCAAUGGACGCAUCACAUUGCAGAGAUUGCAGUCUACUCCAAGUAAACUCCCCAGCACCGACAGCAAGUCUAAAGAACCACCUGAGGAGGAUCCUGUGAGCCAAUCAGACGAGAAGGAACAGAAACCCGGUCCGCACCUGGACACCAACGGCGUUCCUCAGCCGAGCCCCCCCCUCACCGCUCCGCCCAACCUACAGCCUUUCUUUGAGGACAUGUCAGACACCGAAAGCCAAGUCAGCCUGAUGUCCUCCCUGAAGCAGAGAGAGGAAGUGUGUCUGCCUUACGACCGGCACACACUCUUCACCCCUCCUUCUCCUAAACCCAACACCUCCCUUCCUCUUCAGCGCUCCAAAGAGAACGGUGUGAACAGCCAGCAGAUGGAUGACCUGUUCGACAUCCUGCUGAAGAGUGGAGAAAUCCCCGGCUUCAAGGCCAACCCAGACCCUUCCCUUGCUCCGCUCCACUCCAGCCCGCCCUCCCCGUCUACCCUCCCGUCCCCACUCCACCUGUCUUCCCCCACCCCCACAGAGACGCUAGUGUCCCCUCAGCCGUCUACAGGCGAGUCAUGCACGGGCAGCGGGCGCUUGGAAGACUUCCUGGAGAGCACCACAGGCACACCGCUGCUGGGCAUGGAGCCCGACGGAGACCUGACGCUGAUCGACGACCUCCACAGCCAGAUGCUGAGCACGCCCAGCAUCCUGGACCACCCCCCGUCUCCCAUGGACACAUCUGACUUGGGGUUCUCCCCUCCUUCUGCAGGUUUGGACUUUGGUGUCCCCUCUUUGGACAGCAUGGACUGGCUGGACAUCUCUAUGGGGACUGAGAGUGGAGGCAGCGAGGACAGCAGGGUCAGGAGAGGAGGAGGUGUAGCAGGUGAGCGAGACGGGGGGACGAAUUUAGCCCCGCUGGCACCACACACUCCCCCGAGUGUGUUCUCAGCUGACUUUCUGGACAGCACGGACCUGCAGCUGCACUGGGAGUCGUGUCUGUAGCUGGUGGACAGGCGGUCGCUCACACUGUACAGGCUCUGUAUUCACUUCAUGCACAUACUUCUCUAUGCUGUCUCUACCACUGCGGGAGGGGCACCGGCACAUUUAAACGCACACUCACACGGUUAGUCACUGGCUGUUUCUGUACGCAGCUGAGGCGAAAUAUGCAAAAAGACGUGGUUGUAGACUCCACAGAAGAGAAGCUGAAGUGUUGACCUGGGUGAGAAGCAGACUGGUUCCUGCUGGAGGAAUCAAACAGACCUGCGCUGUAACUAGGUUUAAGUCAUCCGAGUCCUGACUGAAAUAGCAGUGUGUGUCCGUGCCUCCUAAACUUUGCACUUAUGCUGAAGCUGAUUGGUUUGAAGGAGACGUCGAGCUCAGCAGCUGAAUCUCCGCGCUGGUCGGUCGGAUCGAGAGAAGACCACCGUGCGUUCUGUUAAUCAGCUGACCGCUUUUCAACGUGGCAACCUGACCCCACACACACUCAAACAAUCGUCACUGGUUGCCAGUUGAAUUGAACCAUAUCAGCAGCAACGGUUUGAAAUGCAGCCUCGUUGGAGGUUUUGUAUUAUUGGUAACAUUAUGGUAGACCACUAUGUAUUGCUGUAUAUGGGGUGUAUAUUAUCAAAUGUCCAUAAGACUAUUUUUCUUUGCUGGUUGCUUUAGAGUCGAGCUCGCCGGCUGGGGAGCAAGGGGCGGGGCUUCUAAAACACUUUGUCCUUGUCAUUUUUAAAAAAUAAACAAAUCAUAAAAACACA
This is a messenger RNA of Nothobranchius furzeri (turquoise killifish), 13278 nucleotides long. It is a transcript of the gene mrtfab, whose product is annotated as myocardin related transcription factor Ab. Gene Ontology annotation, molecular function: transcription coactivator activity. NCBI's taxonomy places the organism in Eukaryota, Metazoa, Chordata, Actinopteri, Cyprinodontiformes, Nothobranchiidae. Gene Ontology annotation, cellular component: nucleus. The record is from RefSeq and is a predicted model, not a curated record. Gene Ontology annotation, biological process: smooth muscle cell differentiation; positive regulation of transcription by RNA polymerase II.